Molecule: messenger RNA, 3889 nt
Organism: Hemicordylus capensis (graceful crag lizard)
Lineage: Eukaryota; Metazoa; Chordata; Lepidosauria; Squamata; Cordylidae
Gene: ANKRD35
Product: ankyrin repeat domain 35
Exons: 14
Coding region: 87-3509 (1140 amino acids)
Cellular component (GO): nucleus; cytoplasm
Molecular function (GO): actin binding
Source: RefSeq, a predicted model, not a curated record
AGCAGAGUUUGCCCUGGUUUGCAUUUGGAUGGGCACAGUCUGCUGUAAGAUGGAUGGGGCCAUAAGUGGGAAAGCCUCUGCUUUGGAUGCAGAUGGUCCCAGGUUUUGUUCUCCAGGGAGCACUGGAGAAAAUGCCUGUUGAGAACUACUGCCCCGUCAAUAUAAGACAAUAUUGGUGGGCCACAGAUCAGGAUGGUAUAAGGUCGAGAGCUGGAACAAACAUGACCAGAAGCUGUUUGAUGCAGUUGAGAAAGGGGAUGUUGGAAGAGUUUCUGUCCUUGCUUCGAGGAAGACAGCCAAACCCACCAAGCUCAAUGCUAUGGGGCAAUCCGCGUACAUUCCACCUAGCAGCAUCCAAAGGGCUCACCGAAUGCCUUACUAUCCUGCUGACCCACGGGGCAGAAGUUAACAAUAAAAAUGAUGAUGGAAGCACGGCUUUGCAUUUAGCGACCAUCGCCUGCCAGCCUCAGUGUGUCAAAGUCCUUCUACAGCAUGGCGCCAAUGAAGACUGUGUGGAUGGAGGGAACCGUACACCGCUGCAUUGGGCCGCCUUCUCUGGAUGUGCGUCAAGCGUGCUGCUCCUAUGCGAUCAAGAGGCCUUCUUGGAUGUCGUGGAUAAUAAUGGAAGGACACCUCUGAUGAUUGCCGCUCAGGGGAACCAGGUGGCCAUUUGCUCCCAGUUGCUCCAGAGAGAAGCUAAGGUUGACCUCAUCGACAAAGACGGAAAGACUGCCCUCAUUCUCGCUUGUGAAAGUGGAAGCACCGAGUCAGCCGAUCUGCUUCUACAGAACGGUGCCUGCGUGGCCCUGUUGGACGGGACGGGACGGGACUCUUUCUACUACGCCACACACAACGAGAACCGUCGGCUGAGGCGGCUGAUUCGGGGUGCCCUCAAGAAGUGGAGAAGAGAACAAGGCCACGAUCAGUCUUCAGAGGCCAGCUCACAGGUUCCAUCCGAGAGCGGGAAAGAGACCGACCGGAGUAGCCUGACCGUCCCGAGCGAGAGAGGAGAGCCGAGUGAUGAGGAGGAGGAGGAAGACCCUGAGCUGAAAGAGUGGAGGAGCAGGUACAGAGAAGAGAAGGCCAAGGUCAUCCAGCUGGAGCUGCAGCUAGCCCAGAAGGCGAAGGAGUGUGACGGCCUCUCCGAAGGAUGCAAGGUGAUGAAAGAGCGGGUGUGGGACCAAGUGCAGGAGAUCAACCAGCUCCUUCCAGAAGGAGAGGGCACGGACAAGGGCUGGGCAGAGCUGAGCCAGCGGUACAGCCGCGACGCUACCGAGGAAGACUAUUACCUCAACCUGUUGGCGGAGCAAGUCCAAGAGCUGAAGAGGAGGAGGACGCUGCAGGAGCAACGGGAGCAGGAGCAGGAGCCCCACGCUGAGGUUGUGACGGCCCAAGAGGUGCGGGAAGAAGAGGCCAAACUGGUGGCAGCCCCGGAAAAGGACAUGCAAUGGCCAGGGGAAGAGGAAGCCCAGGAAAAACAGGACCGGGAGAUGGAGCUGAAACGCCUCCGGGCGGAAGUGGCGGCGGCCCUUGAGGAGAAGGCGAGCGCCGCAAAGAGAGUGCAGGAAAUGGAAGGCCACAUGGAGAACAUGAGGGCUGUCAUUGGGGUCUACGAAUCCAAGAAGAAGUCCCAGAGCGGGCUGCUGAAGGAGCUCGAGACCCGCGUGGGAGAGCUCGAGGGCGAAAACCAGCAGCUGCGCAGCCUGUUGGCGAAGCAUCUGGAGGAAAGCGAGCAAACGGGGAAAGGCGGGAGUGUGUUGUACAAGGAGAAAGUGUCCCAAUUCCUCGCAGAGAUGGAGGAGGAGUACUCCAGAGUGGCAAAGGACAAUUCUUUGGUGAGGGCCGAGAACGAGGCCCUGAAGCAGGAGGCAGAGGAGGCAGUGAAGAGCAAACUCCAGUUCCAGGCAGUGCCCUCGGGAGCGGUCAAGAGGAUGGUGUCGGCCUGGAAGAAGGUGGCCACGGACCUGGAGUCUGCCCUGGCACGACUGGAGCAGCUCAACUACUACCUCCUGGAGAAAGCCAGGCCUCUACGGGACACCAUUUUGGCCUCUCAGCAAGGAGUCGUGGUCAACGGCGUGAGGCAGAGUGAAAAAGAGAACGGCGUCAUCAAGGAUGAAGCAAAGCUGCCCGUGGGCGCAUCUAAGUGUCUCGAGUGGUUGGAAAAGUCUGAGCCAGGGAAACAGCCGCUGCCCGAUGCCGUUGCCGGACAGGUCAAACUUAGGCCGAAGCCUGAGAUGGCCGAAAACAGGGCCCGUCCAUGUCGUAAGAGCUCCGACCUGGAGAAGGAGGUGUGGGACCUCAAACAGAGCAAUGGCAGCCUUGUGCAAGAGCUGGCCCAGCUGAGCAGGGAGAGGGAGAAGCUUCAGCAGGAGCUAAGGGGUUUGUGCCUUCCAAAAGAAGGGUCUCCUCAGGCGGAGGCGAGCAGAAGCUUGGUGGAGGAGCUGAAGCAGACGGUGACCUCCGUGUCCCAACAGCUGGCGGCCGAGAAAGAGGAAUCAAAGAAGCUGCAUCUGAGGCUGGAGGCCCAGAAGAAGGAGAUGGUGGCGGUGAGGGACAGUUUUCUGAAGCAGAUGGCGAAGGACCCAGCCAGCUUGGCCAACGAAAACCUUGACAGCUGCAUCUUGAGGGAGCUCCACUGGAAGCUGGACAACGUGGUGAAAAAGCAGAACCAGGCCUUACAGCUGGUGUCUGAGAUGGAAGAGGAGAACCACGCCAUGGAGGCCGACCGGACACACAGUGGCGACCACAAUGGCCUUGAUCUCCUCACGGCGGAUGAAAAGGCCCGUCAAGAGGUUCCUUUCAUGGCCUCGGAUGUGGUGGGGGUCCACUGGAAAGUCCGGCAGAGGAUGGACGAGCUCGAAAAAGGCCUGCGGGAGCUGAAGGAGACCUUAGAAGGGGCUCUGGGCGGAAGAGGAGGAGAAGCGGCCAAGGUGACGGAGCUACUUAACCGACUGGCUUCCAAGAUGGCCGAGCUGCGUCACGAGGAGGAGGAAGCCCUCCGGAAGCACGAGAAGGUCCGUGGCAUGCUCUCGGCCCGGGCCCAAGCCCUCGGGGAAGAGCUGGCCAGCCUUCAGGAGAAAUACACCCAGGCGAGCGGGGAGUCCGCCCGCCACAAAGAAGCCCUUGCCUUGGAGAGGCAGAAGAAUGGGAGCCUGCUUGCCGAGGCCGCUGAGCACGAGGAGGAGGCUGAAGAGCUGAGAGGGAAGUCGCAGAGCUUGGCGAACACUGUGGAGAAGCUGAAUAAGAAGGUGGAGGAGCUGGGCAAGGCCUGCCAGGACAAGGAAGGGAAGAUCAAGAAGCUGCUGAAGGAAACUGAGAAGCUUUCGAGCGAAGUCCUCAACCUGCGCAGUGAACGGGCCCGCCUCCAGCUCCAAAAUGAAGUCGUCCAGAAGAACCAUCAAGACAUUGUGGCCAUCUACAGAACCCACCUGCUCAAUGCUGCCCAGGGUUUCAUGGAUGAGGAAGUCCAUGCCAUGCUGCUGAGGAUCUUGAAGACUGAUGAUGGAUGACCGGCAACCUUCCAAGGCCCUUUCCCUCCUUUCCACGAUUCUAUUCCACGGCAGACGUCAAUACAAGAGGAAUGCCGUCCAUUUCUUCCCACACCUUUUCUAACAUCAAGAAAUCCGUUCGCUAGAUCACAUCCGAUCGCUAGAAACCAGCUCGGGUUGGAGAUGCAGCUCCUGACGGUAUCGACUCUUAGCACCCAAACCCAAAUGACCACUAGGGGUAAAGAUAGCGAAUAUGGAGAUUCCCUCUCUGACCAGGCUUGCUUUCUCCACUCUGAUUCCCCUUUCUUAGAGUGAUACUCUCAGGUUUCAUUCUCUCAGAGAGACGCACAUCUGUACGUUUGAUGUAUUUCCAAAAUAAACUCCUUUAUUUAGAACUUUAA